ACAUAAAAUCGACCCAUUUUUGAGGUCUGUGAUGUAUACAACUUGCGAACGUCAUAAUGGCAGCAAGUGACAGCAAAGCUCCGUUGAGGACGGUCAAACGAGUGCAAUUCGGCAUACUUAGCCCCGAUGAAAUCAGACGUAUGUCCGUUACCGAGGGCGGUAUCCGCUUCCCAGAGACUAUGGAGGCGGGUCGACCCAAACUCGGCGGCCUCAUGGAUCCUCGCCAGGGGGUCAUCGACCGUCAUUCCAGGUGCCAGACUUGCGCCGGCAACAUGACGGAGUGCCCUGGUCAUUUCGGUCAUAUUGACCUCGCCAAACCGGUGUUCCAUGUCGGCUUCAUCACCAAAACUAUCAAAAUAUUGCGCUGCGUCUGCUUCUAUUGCAGUAAAAUGCUAGUCAAUCCCACUAACCCGAAAAUCAGGGAAGUCGUGAUCAAAACCAAAGGGCAGCCUCGACGGCGUCUGGCCCAUGUCUACGACCUGUGCAAAGGGAAGAAUAUAUGCGAAGGCGGUGACGAGAUGGACGUGGCCAAAGAGGGCGAGGAGCAGAAUCCCAAUAAGAAGCAAGGUCACGGGGGUUGUGGUCGGUACCAGCCGAAUAUUAGGAGAACGGGGUUGGACCUUUCGGCGGAAUGGAAACACGUCAACGAGGAUUCGCAGGAGAAGAAGAUUUUGUUGACCGCAGAACGGGUGUGGGAGAUUUUAAAACAUAUUACCGACGAGGAGUGCUUUAUUUUGGGCAUGGAUCCCAAAUUCGCCCGACCUGACUGGAUGAUCGUAACAGUUCUUCCGGUUCCUCCCCUUCCGGUUCGACCGGCCGUAGUCAUGUACGGUUCGGCCCGCAACCAGGACGACUUGACGCACAAACUGGCCGACAUCAUCAAGGCAAACAACGAGCUCCAAAAGAAUGAGUCCGCGGGCUCGGCCGCACAUAUCAUCACCGAGAACACGAAAAUGUUGCAGUUUCACGUGGCCACCCUCGUCGAUAACGAUAUGCCGGGGAUGCCGCGAGCAAUGCAGAAAUCGGGCAAGCCGUUAAAAGCGAUCAAGGCCCGUUUGAAAGGUAAAGAAGGUCGGAUACGAGGCAAUUUGAUGGGCAAGCGGGUGGAUUUCUCGGCGAGGACGGUUAUUACGCCCGAUCCAAACCUGCGCAUCGAUCAGGUGGGCGUGCCGCGCAGCAUCGCACAAAACAUGACGUUCCCCGAGAUCGUAACGCCAUUCAAUUUCGACAAGAUGCUAGAGCUGGUUCAGCGAGGUAACUCGCAAUACCCUGGUGCCAAAUACAUCAUCAGGGACAACGGCGAACGGAUCGACCUAAGGUUCCACCCGAAAUCAUCUGACCUGCACCUGCAAUGUGGCUACAAGGUGGAGCGACACAUCCGCGACGGCGACCUCGUGAUCUUCAACCGGCAACCCACGUUGCACAAAAUGAGCAUGAUGGGUCACCGCGUCAAAGUAUUGCCGUGGUCGACUUUCAGAAUGAACUUGUCCUGCACGUCUCCGUAUAACGCGGACUUUGACGGCGACGAGAUGAAUCUCCACGUGCCACAGAGUAUGGAGACGAGGGCGGAAGUGGAAAAUCUUCAUAUAACGCCGAGGCAAAUAAUCACGCCUCAGGCAAACAAGCCGGUCAUGGGUAUCGUACAGGAUACAUUGACGGCCAUCAGGAAGAUGACCAAAAGGGACGUGUUCAUCGAUAAGGAGCAGAUGAUGAACCUGCUGAUGUUUCUACCUAUAUGGGACGGCAAGAUGCCGCGUCCGGCCAUACUGAAACCGAAAGCCCUCUGGACCGGCAAACAAGUCUUCUCCCUAAUCAUUCCCGGCAAUGUUAACAUGAUGCGCACCCACUCGACCCAUCCCGAUGAUGAAGACGACGGUCCGUAUAAGUGGAUAUCGCCGGGCGACACCAAAGUUAUGGUGGAACACGGCGAGCUUAUAAUGGGCAUCCUGUGCAAAAAAACCCUCGGCACUUCCGCCGGAUCCCUCCUCCACAUCUGCAUGCUGGAGCUCGGUCACGAGGUGUGCGGUCGCUUCUACGGCAACAUCCAAACGGUGGUCAAUAACUGGCUCCUACUUGAGGGUCACAGCAUCGGUAUCGGGGACACCAUAGCCGAUCCUCAGACAUAUCUAGAGAUUCAGAAAGCAAUCAAAAAGGCGAAAGAGGACGUCAUCGAGGUGAUACAAAAGGCACACAAUAUGGAGCUGGAGCCGACGCCCGGAAACACCCUAAGGCAGACAUUUGAGAACCAGGUGAACAGGAUUUUGAACGAUGCCAGAGACAAAACCGGCGGCUCCGCCAAGAAAUCGCUGACCGAGUACAACAACCUAAAGGCUAUGGUGGUGAGCGGGUCCAAAGGCUCUAACAUUAACAUAUCCCAGGUGAUUGCGUGCGUGGGGCAACAGAACGUAGAAGGCAAACGUAUCCCUUUCGGUUUCCGCAAACGCACCCUUCCUCACUUUAUCAAGGACGAUUACGGUCCGGAAUCGAGGGGUUUCGUUGAGAAUUCAUAUCUGGCAGGCCUCACUCCCUCCGAGUUUUAUUUUCACGCAAUGGGCGGUCGCGAGGGUCUCAUCGAUACCGCGGUGAAGACCGCCGAAACCGGUUAUAUUCAGAGGCGGCUCAUUAAAGCCAUGGAGUCGGUGAUGGUCAACUACGACGGCACAGUGCGCAAUUCCGUCGGUCAGCUCAUCCAGCUGCGCUACGGUGAAGACGGUCUCUGCGGCGAAAUGGUCGAGUUCCAGUACUUGCCCACCAUCAAGCUUAGCAACAAAACGUUCGAGAAAAAAUUUCGUUUCGACCCCAGCAACGAACGGUAUCUGCGUCGAGUGUUCAACGAGGACGUCAUCAAGCAGCUAAUGGGCUCCGGGGAGGUAAUUUCCGAGCUGGAGCGGGAGUGGGAACAGCUGCAACGGGACCGGGAAGCUUUGAGACAGAUAUUUCCCAGCGGGGACGCGAAAGUCGUGCUGCCCUGCAACCUGCAGCGGAUGAUUUGGAACGUGCAGAAGAUAUUCCACAUCAACAAGAGGGCACCAACAGAUUUAUCGCCUCUGCGGGUGAUCAGAGGCGUGCGAGAUCUCCUAUCGAAGUGUGUGAUAGUGGCGGGUGAAGACAGACUAUCCAAGCAGGCAAACGAGAACGCUACGCUUCUGUUUCAAUGUCUGGUCAAGUCAACCUUGUGUACCAAAGCUGUCUCGGAGGAGUUCCGACUGAGCACCGAAGCGUUCGAGUGGCUGAUCGGUGAAAUCGAGACCAGAUUUCAGCAAGCUCAGGUGAAUCCAGGUGAAAUGGUUGGAGCAUUAGCAGCUCAGUCGCUGGGUGAGCCGGCCACUCAGAUGACCUUGAAUACGUUCCAUUUCGCCGGAGUAUCUUCGAAAAACGUAACACUGGGGGUACCGCGCCUGAAAGAGAUCAUCAAUAUAUCCAAACGGCCCAAAGCACCCUCACUGACAGUGUUUCUUACGGGUGCUGCAGCUAGGGAUGCCGAAAAAGCCAAGAACGUCCUCUGCCGCUUGGAGCACACCACAUUGCGCAAAGUGACCGCCAACACAGCAAUAUAUUAUGAUCCCGAUCCCCAAAAUACUGUCAUCCCUGAGGACCAGGAGUUUGUCAAUGUUUACUAUGAGAUGCCGGACUUCGACCCCACCCGCAUCUCGCCCUGGCUGCUGCGCAUUGAACUUGAUCGUAAAAGAAUGACCGACAAGAAGCUCACGAUGGAGCAGAUCGCUGAGAAAAUCAACGCCGGUUUCGGCGAUGACCUGAACUGCAUAUUCAACGACGAUAAUGCUGAGAAGUUGGUCUUACGCAUACGCAUAAUGAACAGUGACGACGGCAAGUUCGGAGACACAGGGGCCGACGAAGACGUCGACAAAAUGGAUGACGACAUGUUCCUGAGAUGCAUCGAGGCGAACAUGCUCAGUGAUAUGACACUGCAAGGCAUCGAGGCUAUAUCCAAGGUUUACAUGCACUUGCCACAAACGGAUUCGAAGAAACGGACGGUCAUUACCGAAACCGGCGAAUUCAAAUCGAUAGCCGAAUGGUUGCUCGAGACGGAUGGUACCAGCAUGAUGAAAGUGCUUUCUGAACGCGACGUCGAUCCCGUACGUACGUUCUCGAACGACAUCUGCGAAAUAUUCUCAGUGCUCGGCAUCGAGGCCGUGCGUAAAUCCGUCGAGAAGGAAAUGAAUGCGGUUCUACAAUUCUACGGCCUCUACGUCAACUACCGCCAUUUAGCGUUGCUUUGUGACGUCAUGACGGCUAAAGGUCAUCUUAUGGCCAUCACGAGGCAUGGCAUCAACAGACAGGACACCGGCGCCCUCAUGAGAUGCUCCUUCGAGGAAACGGUCGACGUGUUGAUGGACGCGGCCUCGCACGCCGAAGUUGAUCCAAUGAGGGGGGUAUCGGAAAACAUCAUCAUGGGCCAACUGCCUCGAAUGGGUACCGGAUGUUUCGAUCUUCUACUCGAUGCCGAGAAGUGUAAGCUAGGCAUACCCAUUCCGCAGGCUCACGGAGCAGAUAUCAUAUCAUCGGGAAUGUUCUUCGGUUCGGCGGCUACCCCGAGCAUGGGCACGGGCGGAGCCAUGACUCCAUGGAAUCAGGGAUCAACGCCAUAUAUCGGGAGCGCCUGGUCUCCCCACAAUUUAUUGGGUAGUGGAAUGACUCCGGGAGGACCGGCUUUUUCACCGUCGGCGUCCUCAGAUAUAUCCGGAAUGUCCCCGGGUUAUGGUGCCUGGUCUCCCACUCCCCAGUCUCCGGCUAUGUCACCUUACAUCGCGUCCCCUCACGGAACUUCACCGUCGUACAGCCCCUCGAGUCCAGCAUUCCAACCUACAUCCCCAUCUAUGACGCCGGUUUCCCCGAGAUAUUCGCCCAGUUCUCCUGGAUAUUCUCCUACCAGUCCUAAUUACAGUCCCACCAGCCCCGGGUACUCGCCCACCAGCCCAGGUUAUUCCCCUACGUCUCCAUCUUAUUCUCCCACGAGUCCAAGUUAUUCACCAACCAGUCCUAGUUACUCUCCCACAAGUCCAAGUUACUCUCCAACAUCGCCAAGCUACUCGCCAACAUCUCCCUCCUAUAGCCCAACGUCUCCCAGUUAUUCGCCCACUUCUCCCUCCUACAGCCCGACUUCGCCAAGUUACUCACCAACCUCGCCAUCCUACAGUCCCACUUCUCCCAGUUACUCGCCAACAUCGCCAUCUUACAGCCCAACUUCCCCUAGUUACUCCCCGACGUCUCCGUCGUACAGUCCUACGUCUCCGAAUUAUUCUCCCACAUCUCCAAGCUAUUCACCUUCUUCUCCCAGAUACACUCCCGUUUCUCCAAGUUACGCACCCACCUCGCCUAGUUACUCCCCUUCUUCCCCUCAAUACUCGCCGGCUUCACCAAGUUACUCGCCUUCGUCUCCAAAAUACUCGCCCACUUCUCCCAGUUACUCACCUACGUCGCCUUCAUUUGCCGGGGGAAGUCCUCAGUACUCUCCGACGUCACCCAGCUAUUCACCGACCAGCCCCAAUUACUCACCGUCAAGCCCUCAGCAUACUCCCGGCAAUUCACGGUAUUCUCCCACUUCACCCCAGUAUUCGCCGCUCAGCACCAAGUAUUCGCCCACUUCUCCCACUUACACUCCGACAAGCCCGAGCUAUUCCCCAGCAUCUCCUGCUUAUUCUCCCCAGCCCCCGAGAUAUUCUCCUUCAUCUCCUAGCUAUUCCCCAAGUCAGGAUCAUGAAUAACUCCAUU
Messenger RNA from Cylas formicarius (sweet potato weevil), 5733 nucleotides. It is a transcript of the gene RpII215, whose product is annotated as DNA-directed RNA polymerase II subunit RPB1-like. NCBI's taxonomy places the organism in Eukaryota, Metazoa, Arthropoda, Insecta, Coleoptera, Brentidae. The record is from RefSeq and is a predicted model, not a curated record. Gene Ontology annotation, cellular component: RNA polymerase II, core complex. The coding region runs from base 57 to 5726 and encodes 1889 amino acids. Gene Ontology annotation, molecular function: DNA binding. The transcript is spliced from 11 exons. Gene Ontology annotation, biological process: transcription by RNA polymerase II.